ACAAAAAGAAAAUGGCAGCAGCAGUUUCAACACCCUUCUCCAUUCAAAUGCUGAUGAUAUUAUUCAUCACACUGGUUUAUCAAGCUUACGCUCAAUUGGAUCGUGAAACAACAUACGUGUUCUACCUGCAAGACAUAACAAGAGGGCCGAAUGCCACAGUUGCAGCAGUGGCGGGCAUCAAGGGAAGGAAUUGGAACUUCAACACAUUUGGAAGCGUGUUUGUGGUUGAUGAUCCAGUGACGGUGGGCCCAAGCCCAACGUCUACGAUGGUGGGCCGGGCCCAAGGUUUGCUGGUUGUUUCCUCUCGUGAUGGAGCUUAUGUGAAUGUGGUGCUUUCAAUUGUGUUCAGCAGUUGGCAGUUCAAUGGUAGCACCUUGGAGCUGCAAGGCAUUAAUCGGCAGAAUGAGAAUGUCAGAACGGUGUCUGUUGUGUCCGGAACUGGCCAAUUUCGUUUUGCCAGAGGCUAUGCUGCAUUGCAAACUGUGGCUUAUGAUCCUGUAACUGCACGCUCCACCGUUCGCUUCACCAUAACCUUACAUACUUGACAAAAUUAUGUAUUACUACUUCUUUCCUUCUAAAUAAUAC
Vigna umbellata (rice bean) is the source of this 585-nucleotide messenger RNA. RefSeq names its product pterocarpan synthase 1-like. NCBI's taxonomy places the organism in Eukaryota, Viridiplantae, Streptophyta, Magnoliopsida, Fabales, Fabaceae. The record is from RefSeq and is a predicted model, not a curated record.